Molecule: messenger RNA, 720 nt
Organism: Guillardia theta CCMP2712
Lineage: Eukaryota; Cryptophyceae; Pyrenomonadales; Geminigeraceae
Exons: 1
Coding region: 46-669 (207 amino acids)
Source: RefSeq, a predicted model, not a curated record
CGCCAUUCGCCUAUCGUGACCACGAAGAUCUCUACCCAACAAACCAUGGCAUGGACACGACCUGAAGAUCUUGAGCGAAGGAUUGCAGCAGCUAUUGUAUGCCCGAGGAGGAAGCGAACGGAAGUGCAUGAACCACUGGAUGAGGGGGAAGCCGAAGGCCCUGUUGUGGUCACAAGAGCACUGCUGGAAAGCUACUUCGAUAUGCCGCUUUCUACAGUAUCCAAGGAGCUUGGGAUUUGUCCAACGGCAAUCAAACGAGCAUGCCGGAAAGUUGGGAUCCUGAAAUGGCCUUUCAAAACACCUAACCCCGGACCGAAGAAAAAGAAUGGCCAACCUUCAGCUACGACUCAACCGGUUCAAAAAGCACCAUCUUGCGACCAAUAUUCCAGCGCGACCGAUCUACCUGCUGCUUCCUUCACCGCCUCACAGCAGCAUCUCUCAGAGUGGACACAAGUUCCUCCGCCAGUUACCAUGACCUUCGAAGACAUUUGCAACCAAGUGCAGUUCUCCUGCAUCGAGGGCUCAACUGCAAGUAGCUGGAGCAAAGACGUCUGGCAGGAUGAUACGUGCAUGUCUGUUCAAGCUCCCGAUCCCAACAUUUUCCUCGCCUUUACAAAUGUCGAGGAAGAAAAUGAUUUUGAUAUGAAUCACACCAUGCUAACUUUUUGACUGUAAGAUAUUUUUUUCUUUUUAUUUAAUAUAUGAAUUGCGAUCCUGCAC